GAAUCGUUGGCAAAACGUUUCUACUUUCUGGCAGCAGUCGAAGCUUCGUUUUGCCUACCGAAUGGCUAUGAAAUCGCAAAUACUUACAGGGUUGACCCCGCCAAUGUCAUCUGCUUCUUCUUCGUCGAGCACCAGUAGCAGCCUUUGCUUAGUGAAGAAACCUCUCUCCACAUCGUUCUUCAAUGGCGGAGUGAGGGGUUUAAGAGUGUCAAGGAUGAGAAUUACUCCAGCAAGGUCCCCUAGUUAUAGACAAACUGCACUUAUUGUACGUGCUAACCUUUUCGAUCGGUUUGCCAGAGUUAUUAAGUCCUAUGCAAAUUCAAUCUUGACUUCUUUUGAAGACCCAGAGAAAAUUUUAGAGCAAACGGUGCUUGAGAUGAAUGAUGACCUGAUAAAGAUGAGACAGGCCACAGCCCAAGUUUUGGCAUCACAAAAACGGUUGCAAAAUAAGUACAGUGCUGCAGAACAAGCUUCGGAUGAUUGGUACCGUAGAGCACAGUUGGCUCUUCAAAGAGGAGAGGAGGAUCUUGCUCGUGAAGCUCUCAAGAGACGUAAAUCUUAUGCUGAUAAUGCAAAUCAACUGAAAGCUCAACUUGAUCAGCAGAAAACUGUUGUUGAAAAUCUUGUCUCUAAUACAAAGAUUUUAGAGAGCAAGAUACAGGAAGCAAAAUCAAAGAAAGAUACUUUGAAAGCUCGUGCUCAGUCUGCAAGAACUGCAACCAAAGUGAAUGAGAUGGUGGGAAGCAUCAACACUAGUAGUGCUUUAUCAGCUUUUGAGAAGAUGGAAGAGAAAGUUUUGGCAAUGGAGUCCGAGGCAGAAGCUCUUGGCCAGUUAACCACUGAUAAUCUUGAAGGGAAGUUUGCUUUACUCGAGGGUUCAUCAGUGGAUGAUGAUCUUGCGGAGCUGAAAAGAGAACUCUCUGGUAGCUCAAAGAAAGGAGAGCUUCCACCGGGAAGAACUGCUUCCACCAGUACAAACAAGUCAUUCCCAUAUCGAGAUGCAGAGAUAGAGAUGGAGCUCAACGAAUUGAGGCGGAAGGCAAAAGACUUCUGAAGCUUCUGAUUUGCAUUUGCAAAUCUCACAAUUUUCGUUUCAAAACUCAAUUACACUGGAAAGGGUUUAACUUGGUUGGUACGGUAGAGACCAAACAGGUCAACGUACAGACGCCAGACUUUAAAUGAAUUAUAGUUAUUUUUCCGGAUGACCAUGUACAUAGUUAUGUUUCAUACUGGAAUCCCAUUUUUUAGUUGCAAGUCAUAAUCUAUGAGCACUUAUGCUUUGG
Rubroshorea leprosula is the source of this 1283-nucleotide messenger RNA. The record is from the annotation of a GenBank genome assembly. Lineage: Eukaryota; Viridiplantae; Streptophyta; Magnoliopsida; Malvales; Dipterocarpaceae.